This is a messenger RNA of Actinia tenebrosa (Australian red waratah sea anemone), 1742 nucleotides long. Its product is annotated as bone morphogenetic protein 1 homolog. NCBI's taxonomy places the organism in Eukaryota, Metazoa, Cnidaria, Anthozoa, Actiniaria, Actiniidae. The record is from RefSeq and is a predicted model, not a curated record.
GUACUGUCUGCGUGAUUCAUAAAGUAAUUUACUAGGGCCUCUGAGUCAUUUCUAUUUUCUCACUUGUGGCCCAUACAUAUGCCCAACGAGUGGAAAAGUCUUCUCGCAUCUAAGUCAUGUUCCUAACAUCAUUUAUCAUCUUCGUAGUUCUUCAAAACACUGUACUAGCAAGCAACUGUAGACAAGUAAUCCCCAUUGAUGGAUUGUUUCCUAAUGGUUCGUUUACAAGUCCAGGCUGGCCAAACCCUUACCAACCCAACAAGAACUGUACCUGGACUAUUUCUAGUCUUCCAGGGACGUACAUCAAGCUUACUGUAACACACUUUGAUCUGCAAGACGACAUUCAUUGUAGCGAUAAGGUUUUAAUCAGGCCUGGUAACGAGGCUGGAGUAAAACUUUGCGCACACAACAGGGAUUUACCAUUUGUUGCUUAUUCAUCUAACAAUCACUUUGAUGUGCAUUUUAUUGCUGAUGGAACAACAGUCUCACAGUCAACAGGGUUUAAAGCAGAGUAUGUAGUACUGCAAGCUAGUUGUCCACCAAGCAAUCUGGAUGGAUUAUCAGGAAGAAUCGUCAGCCCGAACUUCCCUGAUUAUUAUCCUUCCACUAUGUGUUGUGAGUACAACAUUACAGUACCCUUGGGGUAUCAAGUUGAGCUGAACUUCAGUACUUUUGAUCUCGAGGAUAGCUACRACUGUACUAACGAUUAUGUAACUGUUGAUGACUUGUCCAACCAACACAGCAUCUGGGUGCUGUGUGGAGUGUUAAGAAGUGACGGUAACAUGCUGUCUUACCGGUCCAGAGGUCGUAGUAUGUUAGUAACUUUUGUUUCUGAUGAUGAUGUUAUCGCGAAUGGAUUUGAGGCCAAGUUCACAGCCAUGCAAGAGACGCUUUCUUUUAGUAUUACGUCCAGCUAUGUCUCACCUACAAACAUGGUUUUCACCCACACCACAACAUCAAUGUUCUCUUCAAAAUCACACGAAAUUACCAAGUCUACAUUUGAACUUGUGGCUCCAUCGAAAACCUCGACUUGUAAACCUGUCAUGACUCCAUCUCCAACAGUCGCACUGCGAGAAACAGAGUUCUUGGGUGGAACAUAUCGAUCAAUACCUAAUCACACCAUCAAAGGUCACUCUAUCAGAAAACUGAGCACUUCGAGCCAGAUCGCCUGCGUUCUUCUAUGUCAGCAAUCAUCCAAGUGUAAAUCAGUGACGUAUUUGUAUGUUUCCCAGUCCUCUGGUUUGUGCACUCUGCACAAAACAAACAUACGUGAAACGCCUGGAAGUAUUGUGGCAGAAAGCCACGUGAUAUACUAUGAACUAAUUACGUAAUCUUGGGAUCCUGAAGAAAGACAAAGAAACAACGAACAAGUAGACUUCUAUUUUUAUACUAUAAUUAAUUCGCUCCGUGCUGCUGUAGUUGAGAAGUUCAAUGUCAUUUUUCCUCGAUGCAGGUUGUAUUUUCAGCCGUCGCUCUUGAAAAGUUAUUUGCAUUUCCUUCAAGCCUGUUUGUAUUCAAACUCAACAACUAUAGUUACUUAAUAAUAAUAAAAACGAUGAUAACAAAAAUAGCGAAAUAUAGCGUAAUCAUGAUCAGGACAAUUUCUAAUGAAGGAGCCCCUGGCACACACACUACUKACACUGAAGGCAAUGAGUGGUUCUUCAGUUGUCCUCCCUCCACAAUCAAAAAUCAACUUCUUAAUUCCAAUUCGAUCAUCAGGGAAAGAGUAAUCAAGAUAAACU